GUUGGACACAAAAAUACAGUUUUCAGUACUGAAACUGGAAAACAUCCUAAUGCUUUCAACUCUACUAGGAGAACUAAACCCAGCAUUGCACUGUUAUUAGUCAUAGUAUGUGGGAAUGAAUUCUUCCCUGUAGUUCAAGAAGUACCAAAGAGGACUAUAUUCUAAUGUUACACACGCAUCCUAGCAAAGAUUUUAGUAAAGUAUAGAUGAUUAAUAGGAGUUGUAUCAAAGGUCCUUUUGCCCUUUUUGAUGACUUUCUUUCUUACUACCUGAGUUCAUGAUCCAUCCAUAUAGCUUCAUUUUGAACAUUACUUUUAACCUUAGAAAUUGCAUCAUUUCACAGAUACCUUUUACAAAAACCAGAUUCAGCAUAACAAAUCCUGACAUUCCUGCGCAGUGCUGCUUCCUUUGCUGUCGGUGGGUGCUGGGGCAUGUGGAGCAAGGGUGAAGUUGGUAGGAACAGGUACCAAAGCUGCCAAAUCUACGACAGCCUGUUCUCUAGUAACAACCACCCACAGGUGAGCUGUUUAGACAGCUCGUACUGGGGAAUGUCUAAAUACAAACUAAAUCAGAAAGAUGUGAAGCAGAGAAGGGCACACCAGCAGCACAUGGCAGAGUCCUGACCCAGGGAGCUUCCACUGGGCUUCUUCCAUGACCCUUUGUGGAUAUUUUCGGAUAGCUUGCACGGUGUGAGGUUGGACCACCUCCUUUGAACCACAAGGUGCUGAGUCCAGCUUGGAGAAGAGUGGGCUUGAGCUGAGUGGGAGGAGAUUCCCAUUCUCCUGCCAGCAGCCUGUCUGAGGAGGUAAGACCUCCUGCUCUCCUGGAUGCACCUGGUCUUCAGAGGUAAUGGCAGCUCUGGUAACACAUGCAAGGGUAUCCUACUAGAAAUGAAGAAUUAGGUCAAGUAAGGUAAAUGAAUAAAAGUGAACAUUUUUGCUGGAAUAUGGGUUAUAGUGCAUGGGAACAGGAUCUGAUAGAUAUGGAACAGUAAGAACUGGAGUUUGAGUGUCAGAAAACAAUGCCCUUAUGCACUGGCCAGCAGCAAUUAAAAGGAGGGGUACUUGGGAGCUGCUGGAGCAGCCAGCAAGAAGGGGGACAUAUGCCUCCAACCUCUCUUCUCACCCCAAAUCCAUACUAGAACACUGCCCUGUCCCACUUUUCCAUUUUCUUGGGCCUUUAUAUGAGACUGGGAUUUCCUGACCAUUUCUGAUUGGGACACACAUUUCUUUCUUCUGUCUGAAUAACCAGAGGUCACUGCCACCUCGUCAGCUCCAGCAGGUUUACCGGAAAGCUUCCUCUGAGACAGGCGAGCUGCCAAAAGAGCUCAAAUUGGACAGGUCUAUGGAAGAAACAGGCCCUGGCAGCAUUUUGCAGAGGAGCACUCUGGGCUGGCCAUUCCACCUGUCCUGCUGCAUACAACUCCUGUGAUGAAAGAGCAGCUUGAGCUGUUCACUGAGGGAAUCAAAACUAUCUUCUGGAAAAGAGUGACCAACUUAUAAUACAAGCUUUUCAGAUAAUGGUCUUCUAUUAAUGAUUAAAUAAAGUCUUUUAUGUACAAAAGUUCCUCUGGCUGGAAUUAGUUAACACCACCCAAGCAGAUCUGACCCCAGCAGUGGGGCAGCACCCUACAUCUGUGCUUGGGAGUUGGCACAUCUUUCUGUGCUGUGUAGGAUUUGUGGCUCUUGGUCUCCUGGUACUGAUUUUCUAUUUCCUACUAUGUUUUGUGAGGAAGGCAGAGGGAACACACGUGCUGCCAUCUCAUCAGUGCUUGUGUCCAGUGUACAGCUGCCUGUUGCUUUGGAUACUGAAUUCCCUGGGCUAGGACAUCCAUCCCUGUCCUCUGUCCCAUGUAAUCACUUCUUUGUAACUAAGUAGUUACAAACCCUAGAAAGCAGUUUCACAUCAAACUUUUAUUCCCUUGGCCGAGAGGAAAUACCACCCAAGAGGAAACUUCAGUAUUUCUCUGUCUCUCUGAGUGAAAAAGGUCUUUGGAAAAAUACAGUAAGCCAGCUUGUUCAUAGUUCAUCUCUUACCCCCCCAUUCUAUGCUUUUCUAUUCUGUGUAAGCGUCAUGCUGUGAAAUAGGCUGAAAAUUUCCUGCCAGACCUUUAAACCAGCUCAGAUUUGACCUGUCCUGGAAGAGAGCAGAGCUGGCACACACGCAUCUGGCGUAUAAAUAGCACAGAAUUUGCAUGAGAUGGGCCGCUGGUAAAGAAGGAUUCCAACAGCUGAAGAGAUUGAUUUUGCCUUUCCCACAGCUGUACUUACCUUGGAGUAGCACCCGGGGGAGUGCAACUGCAUGGAAAAGCAGCACGUCAGAGCAGAAAUAAUGUCAUGCAGCCCAAUGACUGCAGAAGAUCGCGGCUCGGAGCUCACCCGGGGGUAUAAAGCUGGCUGAAGGAGCAAAAGUAGCUGCGAGCUGAGCAGGAGAGAAGCAGGCUGCGGGAGACAGGAGCAUCCGCCUGCUCCAGCUUCUCGUGUGCCGUGUUUGCAGCCUCAGGGAGCGCCCGGGCUGAAUGAAGGGAGAACGGCUCUCCCAGCGCACGGCGUGAGCUCUGCCCUCUCGCAAAUGAGCUGUUUCCGAAGCUGUUUCCGAAUUGGAGGAGCAGAGCGGCAUUUCAGAGAUGUUGUCCUAUUUCGUCUGGCUCACCCUUCCCGACUUGGUUAACGCCUUUGUGAUCCCGGGGAAGUUGCCCCUCAAUGGGAGCCUGGAGAAGACUUCUGAAAUCCCGAACAUAUCAGGUUUCUUUUCCUGGGAUAACGACAGCCUGGCCGACUGGCAGAGCUUUGUGGACAGGAGCCGGUACGGAGCGGAGUCACAGAGCAUCACGGUGAAAGCCCUGCUCAUUGUGGCAUACUCGUUCAUCAUUGUCUUCUCCCUCUUUGGUAACAUCCUGGUCUGUCACGUUGUCAUCAAGACGAAGCGGAUGCACUCUGCCACCAGCUUGUUCAUUGUGAACCUGGCUGUAGCUGAUAUCAUGAUCACCCUCCUCAACACACCUUUUACAUUGGCUCGUUUUGUGAACAGUACUUGGAUAUUCGGGAAGGGGAUGUGCCAUGUCAGUAGGUUUGCGCAGUACUGUUCCCUCCAUGUCUCUGCCUUGACCCUCACAGCCAUUGCUGUGGACAGGCACCAGGUUAUAAUGCACCCUCUGAAACCUCGCAUAUCUACUGGAAAAGGUGUUAUCUACAUCUCUGUAAUCUGGAUCAUGGCAGCUUGUUUUUCCUUACCACAUGCUAUCUACCAAAAGCUCUUUACCUUUGAAUACAGUGAGGAGGUUACCCGGUGCCUGUGUCUGCCAGAUUUCCCUGAGCCUGCUGACCUCUUUUGGAAGUACCUUGACUUAACAACCUUCAUUUUGCUCUACGUCCUGCCCCUCCUGAUCAUCUCUGCUGCCUACAUGACAGUGGCAAAGAAACUCUGGCUGCGCAAUGUCAUUGGGGAUGUCACCACGGAACAGUAUUUCGUCCUCCGCAAAAAGAAUAAGAAGACCAUCAAGAUGCUGAUGCUUGUUGUCAUCCUCUUUGCAGUUUGCUGGUUUCCCUUGAAUUGCUACGUUGUCCUCCUCUCCAGCCAGACCAUUCACACCAACAAUGCCCUGUACUUUGUCUUCCAUUGGUUUGCAAUGAGCAGCACCUGCUACAACCCCUUCAUCUACUGCUGGCUCAAUGACAGCUUCCGAUCAGAACUGAAGGCUUUGCUCAGCAUGUGCAGAAAACCUCCCAGGCCCACAGAACAGAGGCUUCCCUCCACGGCCCCAUCCUACCGACUGGCUUGGCCAGAAAAUGGUAACUUCAAGAGAUUGCAGGUCUCCCAUAUCCUUCCGUCAUCCUCCAACAUCCAGUCAGGAAAGACAGAUAUCUCUGCAGUGGAGCCAAUAGUAGCUGUGAGCUAAACAGUGGCCCUGGGAAAUCUGUAAGGACUGCACAUAGAUUUGGCAAGAGCUAAAAUGGUCUGAAGAUGUGGAGCCCUGUCCUACUUAGGGGCUGUGCAACCACAUGUGAUAAAACCAAGAAGGAGGUUCAGGUUCUGCAGGAGGCAAUAUGAAAGAGCUGCAUGUUUGAUGCAGGCUGAUGGCAAAGGUGUGGAGCCCAUAAAUGGGAGGAAGCAAACUCUUCCCAGGAAGGAACUCUCUUUGUCUUUGUCAAGAUGACUUUGGACUGGCUUACAGUACGGGACUGUCUGCAUGUAUGUCACUGCUAUCUGCAUGACUAAGCCUUUUUACUGCUAGGAUUGUGUGUGUGUUUUGCUGAUACUUAAACACUAAAGCAACAAUCUAAUCACAUCAGGCCUCUCUUUUCCAUUUCUAAGUCUCUUCCUAGCAGCAUGGAAAUGACUGAGAUGCAGACCUUUAGGCUGCUGGCUUAGAUCAAGUGCAACUGUGUAGGAAAGCAUCCUCUCUGAACUAGGGUCUGAAAAGUCAAGCUCUGUUCAGAAUGAACAAACAACUGUAAUUCACAAGUUCUUUUUUUUUGUGGUGGAAAUACCCAUAAAGAAGUGGAGGAUAUGAUGGACAUCGACAAAUAGAGGAGUUGCUUACAUCACAGACUCUAAGGUAGAUUUGGAGAAAAAUGGAUGCCUAUUCUAUGCUUAAGUAGAUAGCUUUUCUUCAAAUAGAUAACUAAACCCCAAAAAAGCUACUUUGGAGAAAGCUGGACAUACCAUCCACAGUUGGAGAACAGAUAAUUAAAUGCUACUGUGAGUUUGGACUAGGACCUUUUGAUCAGAACAUCUUUGCAUUAUUGUCAAGUGUCAGCUAAAGGAUCCCACAGUUUGACUUUUUUGCCUUUGAAUGUUACUCUCUUACCCUGUAAAGCACCUGUAUACUUGUCAGUUCAGACAUUUGGGACAUUUCAUCUCAACUAAGAUGUUAGCUCUCUGAAAUCAGUUUAUAAAUGAAUGACUUUGAGAGAAGGGAUGAUAUCUCUGAUAGCAAGUAAUCAAAGUGGAACGUUUCUCUACAAGUUAUCCUCUGGUGAUUGCACAAUUUCAGUGCAUAUAAAGAUAACUGAGAUGUGUCCUUUCUGGGGUGGCUAAGAAAAUUCACGACCACAGCUGUCUGAAGUACUUUGCAGAACUUAAUGUUCUUAGUGGAAAAAAAUAUGGGUUUGAAUAACAAAAAACAUGGUGGUCCAAAAAACUGUACCUUAUAUUGCACAGAAAAGCAAUAAGUCCCUGUGCUGUGGAAAUUAGCUUGAACAUCACACCAGGCUGCCCCAUUCAUCUUUCAGCAGUCAGCAAUGAAGUGACAAAAAUCUUCUUUUAUAAAUGGGAAAAAAAAAAAAUAAACUCUUUUUUCCCAAAUUCCUGUAAUAACCUUAAAUUUCUGAAAUAAUUUUAAAUCUCGUGGAGGACUUUCACACCUGAGUAUUUGAAGAGACUGAAAUAGCAACCACUCCUUUCAGCUAACCAGUCUUUUCACAAGGUGUUAUCAGUCUUUCACUGUGAAUUCAGUGCUAUUUCACUGCCCUUUAUCAAGGCCCCCCGAGUUCACAGUACUUUGUAUCACUGAUCUGCAGAAUCAAACCUUUCCUCCUGCCUUCUUUCAACCCUUAUGCCAAGUCCCAUUUCCUCCCUUAGCAUUUGCAACACAUCAGCCCUGAAUUGGUCAGGCAGUUGGACUAGAUGGUCAUCGUAGGUCACUUCCAACUGAACUUUCUAUUCUAUUCUAUUCUGUUCAUUUCCCAAAUGUGCACAGCUGGUGAACAAUGCUCUCCAUUCCAGCGAUAGCAGAUCCCAGCUCUUUACUAGCAAGUAAAUCUUUGGGAGUGCUGAGUACCUCAGUAAGAUGUUCUUUCUGAAGCCGAAGGAAACAUCUUAAGAUCCAUUAUUUUUGAAUGCAGUUAUCAUCCUUCAAACUGCUACACAUGCAAGAACCUUCCUGUAACUCCAGCAGGCAAAAUCCUCAGAUACCCACUCAAAUGGUCCAGGUGAGUCUGAGCGGGGCUCCUGCAGUUACAGCUCUGGUGGCAAACCUUUCUUCUUACAGACUCUGCUCAGUCCUGAGUCUGGGCACAGAGGGGGGCAAGAAGUGUCGAAGCCAUUUGAUUUAAUUAAGAAGAACAGGAGGUAUGACCUGGGUAAAAAGAAAAGAAGAGGCAGAUUGGACAGUGAGCCUUAACAGCCUGCCCAGAAAUGGACUGGUGGCUGGUGGCCAGCAGAGGUACAAGGUUCAGAGAGAACUGGACAGAACCAUGCAAGAGAGGUACUUGGUUAAAGCACUAGAAAUGGUGUCCUUGAGAACUGUACAUCAUACGCUGUGCUGCAAUGUGCUUAAUGUGCUACAAGGCAAUUUCUGAUAAUUAGCUACCUUUCAUUUUCUUUGUAUCUGAUUUGGAAUUCUGGAGAAAUAUUUUGCAUUCACUGGUGCUGCUGAAAUCAGUGGGGGGUUGUGAUCUGUGCACAAAAAGUGCAGUAUGAUGCAAGCUAUUCCAAAAAUAUCACAUCCUGGGCAAUAUAACCUGGGCAUCUAGGUUUCAUGAGUAUUUUUUCGUUCUACCCCAUCUCUCUUGCAGACUAGAAGGUUCUUUUAAAAUGCUAAUACAGUCAUUGGUGUGUAAACUGCAUUCAGAUACCAUCUUGGUCAAUGUGAAGCGAGGAUCUGAGUGACGAUAAAAUGAGAUACAUGUACAGGGUGGAGAUUAUCCUUUUUAAUUUUUUAAUUCUGCUUUUUAAUUUUAAUCCUACUGCAGCUGGACUAUUUGCUACCUUUUGAAUUUUGGAGGUGUGCAGGGCUCUGAAACAGAUGGUUUAGUAGCUAUUCCAAGAAAAACAGACCUGCAGAAACAAGCCUGUGGGGGACAUUGGUGUGAGAAGGGACGGGUUGCUCUGGAGCAUGGUAAAGAUCACGGUUUUGGGAGGCUUUUCUUUUCCCUCUGGGAAUAUGAUGAAUCAGAGUGAAACAUGAGGCUUUAUGGAAAUGGAAGGUUAUUUUGACUUAGCUGACUUGCAAGUCCACUCUCUCACUCCCACCCUCACAGCCACAUACUUAGAAGUGUGGACUGUCCUCCCCUGGGGUGAGGGACAGCAACGGUACAGGUGAUGUCCUGUGACCUUGUGGCCAUCUUCCUGUCAUCACACCACAACUCUGGCCCUGGGAUCACUUUUGCCCCAGAGUUCACCAGUCUGACUGCCCUCAGACAUGUCUUUGGUUGUCAGUGUAGGUCAUUCAUUUAAACUGGCCUGGUUGUUCCCUCUGGAGCUUUCACACUUGUGCCUCUGGAGUAGACUGCAUAACAAAGAGUUUCACAAGGCACUGAACUGUUCAUUGCAGGACAUCCACAGAGCCUGAGAACAAGAGUUUUAUGGGAAAAUUUAUUUCAUAUAGAGAAUGCAUCAUCUGGUAUGUUAUAGUGGGUUGACCCUGGCUGGAUGACAGGCAUCCACCAAAGCUGUUCUGUCACUCCCCUUCACAAGAGAAGAGAGGAGAGAAAGUAUAACAAAGGUUAAUGGGUUGACAUAAGGACAGGGGGAGAUCACUCACUGAAUACCAUCAUGGGCAAACAAGACCUGACCUGCGGAUACUGAAUUUAUCACUAACAGAAUCAGAGCAGGAUAAUGAGAAAUAAAAUAAAUCUUAAAAACACCUUUAUGCCACCCCUCCCUCCUUCCCAGCUCUACCUCCUCCUCCCCAGCAGUGCAGGGAGGUGAGGAAUGGGGGUUACAAUCAGUUCAUCACAGGUUGUUUCUGCCACUGCUCAGGGAGAGGAGUCCUUCCCCCACUCCAGUGUGAGUCCAUCCCCCUGGCAACAGUUCUCCAUGAGCUGCUGCAGUGUGGAUCACUCUUCCAUGGGGUGCAGUCCUUGAGGCACAGCCUUCUCCAAAGUGGGUCUCCCGUAAGUCCUACCAGGAAACCUGCUCCAGCGUGGGCUCAUCUCCACAGGCCCAUAGGUUCCUGCCAGGAGCCUGCUCCAGCAUGGGUUUCCCAAGGGUUCACAACCCUCUUGGGCAUGCACUUGCUCCAGCAUGGAUCUCCUCCACAGGCUACAGGUGGAUCUCUGCUCCCCCAUGGACCUCCCUGGGCUGCCAGGGUACAGCUGCCUCACCAGGACCUGAACCAAGGGCUGCAGGGGAAUCUGUGCUUGGGUACCUGGAGCACCCCUGCUCCCUCCUUCUGCACUGACCUUGGAGACAGCAGGGCUGUUUCUGUCACAUAUUCUGACUCCACUCUUCUCUGGCCACAAUUACAUCUGUGCAAUAACUUUUCUUUCUUCUUCCUUGAUAUGAGGCAUUACCACCAUUUCUAAUUGGCACAGACUUGACCAGCAGCAGGUCCAUCUUGGAGCCACUUGCCAUUGGCUCUGACAGACAUGAGGGAAGCUUCUAGCAGCUUCUCACAGAAGCCACCCCUGGAGCCCCUGAUAACAAAACCUGGCCAUGCAAAACCAAUACACCUGUGAAUAAAGGAACUCAGCUAGAGUCACAUAGUCAAAGUUAAUGCUGGCAUCUCCCAAACCUUGAGUAACCGGGUCUGCAACUUCCAUAAUUUAGAGAGUGCUGUGUUUUUUUCUACUCAGAAGUGAAAUUAUUUGUAUUGACAGUACUGUUUCCUUAUUUUUCUAUUUCCUUGAAAAAUAUUACAACAGGCCUAUGAAAAUUAACUUGCAAGUUUUAGAAAUUGAUGAAUGUUAAUUCUCAAUUUCUAACAACAUUCCUAAUGUUUUAAUAAUUUUCUCUGUGUAGAAUUAUGCAGAGACCUUGAAAGGGAACAAAGACAAUGCCAGGCUCUAUUUUGCGGCUUAUGCUAUUCUGAAUAGCACUCAGGGGAAAACAGAUGCAUGAAACCUUUCUUGCCCUUCUUGAUGUCAGGUCAGGUUUUUAGCUUCCACUUUUCAUUCACUCCCUCUUUCAUAGAAUCAUGGAAUGGUUUGGAUUGGAAGGGACCUAAGAGAUCAUCUCCCCAGUCCAACUCCCCCUGCAGGGACAUCUCCCACAGGUUGCUCAGAGAUUCAUCCAACCUGACCUUUAACAAUUUCAGGGAUUGGGCAUCCAAAACUUCUCGGGGCAACCUGUGCCAGUGCCUCACUACCCUCACAGUCAAGAAUUUCUUCCUAAUAUCUAAUCUAAACCCACCCUAUUUCAGUUUAAAGCUAUUCCCCCCUUGUCCUGUCACUACAUGCCCUGUCAAAAGUCUAUCUCAGUGUUUCCCAUAAGCUCUCUUUUACUGAAAGGCUGCCUCAAGGUCUUCCUGGAGCCUUCUCUUCUCCACCUGUCUCAGUUGGUCUUCUUAGAAGAGGUGCUCCAGCCCUCUGAUCAUCUCUGUGGCCUCCUCUGGACUUGCUCCAACAUGCCAUGUCCUUCUCAUUUGGGGGACCCCAGAGCUGGAUGUAGCACUCUGAGGGGAGGGGUGGGCGUGUCUCAUGAGAGUGCAAGUAGAUGGGCAGAAUCAUCCUCCAUAUCCUUCUCACUAGCUCACCCUCAGUAUCAGUCUGAAAGUCUUUAGCAGUAGAGCACAGGCUGCUGCUGCCAUCAGACACUGUGGUGCUCAGCAGAAAAAAUCUACUUCCUUAUUCCACUGCAUAGGGUUUUUUGUAACAGAGAAGUUUCUGUCACAGCCAAAAAAAAUGGCAAAGACCAUCUCCCUAGCUGAGAUAAAUGGAGGGUGUUUUCUUCAUGGAUACUUUCCUUUCCCUGCCUUAAUUAUCAGUAAGCCAGGUCAGAGGCUGUCUCAUCCAAAGGGGAGCAACAAAUAGCUCAAGCAUGGUACCUGCAGCCAUCAGAGGAAAUUCAUAGCAUACAGGCAAAAAUAACAGUGCAUAGCAGAGUCAAAGCCUCUUGCUCUUACACAUAAAAGGAAGACGAGAUUCAUUGAAAAAUGCUGAGAUCAUGCAGAGAAAAGAUGACAAGUUUCUCAAGACAAGCACAGAAGAAAGGAACCUCAGCUUUGGUUGGUAUUGUUUCUGACUGCAUGGUAGCCCACCUCUUUUCCUGUCAGCGUGGGUUGAAUAGCUUCUCCUCUCAGCUGGCAGAUUCAAAGGUGAGAAGGCAGCUGCUGAAAAUGUAACAAUGUCCUGUAACUUCAGACACAUUAAUGUCAUUUUUUCUCCAGCAUUUUCAAAGAGUAUCAGGCACCGUUUCCAAGCUUUGUUUAACGGUCCAAAGAUUUCAAAAUCACACUCUUCUGAUAAGCAUAAAUCUCUUCAUAAUUUCCUUAAUGAAUGUAUUAACUAGCCUCUAAUAGCUGAUACAGCGAGUGAUUUUUAUCUCUGGAGCUGGAAAAGCCCUUAACAAAAGUUGAUACAAUUGUCUACAUUUUGGUACCACAAAAAAAGAGCAGUUACCCCCAUUAUUGUGAGGUCACUUGGUUUCUUCAACCUAGAGAAAGGGAGACUUCAUUGUGGUCUACAGCUUCCUCACGAGGGGAAUUGGAGGGACAGGCACCGACCUCUUUUCUCCAGUGACCAGUGACAGCACUUGAGGGAAUGGCACAAAGCUCUGUCAGGGGAGGUUUAGGUUGGAUAUCAGGGAAAGGUUUUUCCUUCACCCAGAAGGUUACUGGGCACUGGAACAGGCUCCCCGGGGAAGUGGUCACAGCACCAGGUCUAUCUGAGUUCACAAAGUGUUUGGACAACACUCUCAGGCACAUGGUGUGACUCUUAAGGUUGCCCUGUGCAGGGCAAGGUGUUGGACUCAAUGAUCCUUGUGGGUCCCUUCUAACUCAGGAUAUUUUAUGGUUAUUCUAUUACUGAGAGUCUUUAACAUUUACAUAUUGAAUGUGAAACUUCAAGAUUUCUUUUAUGCAUUUUGGGUAGACCACGAUUAAAAUAGUCUGGCUAUGAACUGCAUAGAAGUCGUUAAUGGAUCACAGUGUGAGCCCCCGACACCAUUGCCAGCUACACACUCAUCUGCUUAUUCCAACUUGCAGCUACAUUAGUUCAGUGAAGCCACUGAGUAGGAAGCUUAUGCUGGGCUCAGCAACACUUGGAUGAAGCUGUACAGCUCUCGGAUGAGAGUAAAUACAUCUGCACAGUGCUGAGCCGUGAGCCAUGCAGGGACCUAGUUGUUUCAAGAACUUCAGGGUUGUCUUAGUCCUCUAAACAGACUGAUCUAAAAACUGUAUAUGGACACACAGAGCGAGCUUUAAAAUAGCUGUUUCCCAGGAGACUAACUAUUAUUCACAUCUGACUUAUUCAUAAAUCUCCUGAGUGCUGAUGAGUGAGCAUAGCCAGCUCCGCUGCUGACGCAGUCUGACAGCCUUGCAUCGAAGCCAUGGGGCUGUGAACAGUCUGCCCCUGCAAAGGUACCUUCAUGAUCUAACAGCUGUCAGAGGCUUGGCUGAGAGAGGUCAUAUCUCCCCACAGCCUCUGGGUCUGGUACAUCAGGACUGGGUAGCUUGCUCUCUUAUUUCCUGAUCUUCUUUGUGCCACCAAAGGGGGAUGAGGAUGGGAUCCUCCUCUGCUUUCCCCAUCCUGCACAGCCCAGCAGAAGGGCAGCCCCUGCUCCUUCCUGGGGGUGACACAGUGGGCAGGGGAGAAAGUUUGGACUGGCAUUAAUGACACAGAAACAGGGAUAAUCUUCAGCCCAUCCUUUCUUCUUCUGGGAACCAUGUCCCCCCUCAGCCUCUCCUCUGGUUUGCAGGCUUGAAGAGAUUUCUGUGAAUUCUGGUAGGGUGAAACCUCCCACCCCCUACCUUAGGCUCAAAGCCUUUUAAUGAUACUUAGAGAGGAAGGGGUGAAUCCAGUCAUCAUUACAUCUCUGACCAGGAGAAAAACUGCCUUUAUCUACAAAACAAAUUGGCACCUCCUGGCCAACUGCCCAUAGUUUAUAAACUGGGCAUAGCAUUUUAUUGUAUGGAAUAUGCCUUUGGUUAGUCUGGGUCAGCUGUCCUAGCCAGGUUUCCUCCAGCUCCUUGCAUACCUGCUCAUCAGCAGAGCAUGGGAAACUGAAUAAGUCCUUGGCUUAGGGUAAGCACUGCUCAGCAACAACCAAAACAUCAGUGGGUUAUCAACAUUAUUCUCAUACUGAGUCCAAAACUGUGCCAGCUACUAAGAAAAAAGAAACUGUAUACCAGACAAAACCAGGACACCAAUUAAAUAACUACAUGCCUACAAAUAAUUUCUGGCUCUAAGGUGUUAGCUCACUUAUUUCCACAGCAUGUAGGGCUAGCUCCAUCUAGAGCAGACCAGGUUUGUGGUAGUACAUAGUCCUUGACUCGGAGCCCAUAAGGUCACAGGGGUAUGGGAAUUUUAAGACAUUGUAAUUACAUUUUUUGUAUGCUUUUUCAGUUAAAACCACCAUAAUGUGACAGGUUUCUUAGAGGUCACUAGUUUUUAAUAGUAUGAAGCUAAAGACAUGUAUCAGAUGUCCUAAAAGCACGUCAUCAGAGUCUCUGAGGGUACAAAACUUAGUGGGGGUUGUUGGAGGGACAUGUGGUAGGAACCAGGUUGUUAUGGUCGCAUUCCUACUGUCUCCUGGGAGCUGCUCUAGAAGUGAAUUGUUCUCAGUGCCUUGCCCAGAAUUUGUCUUGAAGAAGCCCAAGACAGGGCUCAGGAAUGAUCUGACACUUGAACAAUGAGGACAGCAGGGACCAAACCCUUCAGUUGGUACUUCUGUUUGGCUCUGCAAACACAUUCCGAGAUGUCAAACAGACAAGCAGCCCAAGGCUCUGCUUCUCACCCUGCAGCUCAGACUCCCAGCACAGAGACACUGUUCUGAACUGUGCAACAGCAUGUAUUUCUAUCAUCCCAAUUUAGCACAAAUAAGAGGGGAAAAGCAAACAAAACCACAAUUCUUUUGUUGCUGGUUGAGAGAUUUCAUUUCUGUUCGUUUAGGUUCAUGAAGCUUGUAAGUGUGCUAAAGCAAUUCAAAAUGUAGCACAGAGUGAGCCCAGGCUAUUUUCAUCCCCAUUCAAAUGCUUUCAAAGGCACCUACCUCUUUCCCUGGACUUUGUGGGGAAGCAAGAACCUGACU
Molecule: messenger RNA, 12912 nt
Organism: Myiozetetes cayanensis
Lineage: Eukaryota; Metazoa; Chordata; Aves; Passeriformes; Tyrannidae
Gene: GPR83
Product: G protein-coupled receptor 83
Exons: 4
Coding region: 2627-3898 (423 amino acids)
Biological process (GO): neuropeptide signaling pathway
Cellular component (GO): membrane
Molecular function (GO): neuropeptide Y receptor activity
Source: RefSeq, a predicted model, not a curated record